AUGCACCCUCUCAACCCUUUCCUUCGUGCCUUCUUUAGAAGCACCGUUCCCGGACAGUGUGUGCCUGUGGAGAACCAUGUGUUGCUAGUUCCCACAAGUGACUGUCUCGUCGGCCCACGAGACCGCGAGUCCGGGUUGCUCUACUCAGACCUUGUCGCGUCGGAAGAGUUCCUAGGCAGCCAUGUGCUGCGCGUACCUGUCAAUCAAGGUCAUCCAAAUGGCAAGGAAGACUCAAAUAUGCGGGAUAGCAGAGGCAAGGCGAAGCAGGUGACAACUUUCAACGGGAGGACUGUCAUCAUCAAGGAGAAUUCGGUUUACAGCAACAAGGGGUUCAAGUCUCUUACGCAAGCCCAGCUGCUUUCCGAUGCACUCUACUACGCUCCCUCAAGCGAUUCCCGCCCAUGGCUCAUUUACUACAUAUCACGACCUUUGGUUGGAUCCUUCGACCCGGCGAAAGUCAUACCUGCUGCCGUACCGGGCACAAGCAGGAAUAUCAUUGAAAGCCAUGCGGCGGAUAUGAAAAGCUCAAAUGCAGAAUCCGUCACCCCGCCAAAGCAGGAAAUCCGGACCUUUGCAGAGCUACUAGCCAAUUUCCCAAUGAUCGCCAGACAGAUGCAGCCUGGGCUGGAAAGACUGUUCCGAGAGUUUGGCAAGGAGUUGGGGAGGCCAUUGCCUCCGCCACCAUCUCGCUCACCAUCUACAACGCAGAUUGACAGUGGGAGUUCUCUGUCCCGUGUCCGGUCCUCUCAGGACGAGAGCUCCUCCAUCCGCAGCUGGUCAUCUCGCCGAGGACGGCUACCAUUCAAUUCGGAAGAAUACUUCGAGGACGAUGAAGAUCUUAUGCGUCGUAGCCUCGAGACAGCUGUGACAGCCGCAAUAGACUUGUUUCGCCUUGUGGAUAAGCAAUUGCUCUCACUACUAGGAGCAACCACAGAUCUCACGGGGCCCUUGAUAGAGCGUCUGAUUGAGCGAUACGUGGCGGAACAAGUGCAUGAAAAGCUGCUUUUUCCCCGAAUUUGCGCUUUCCGGCAACCGGAGGAUUCGGAGCUGGACUCAAGAAUUCGCCACAUGGAAAGCAUUGACGUGACACAAGUUGGCAUUUCUAUAGACGGCGGCCGUGAUGGCAAACGCGAGGUCAUCUGCCGUGUCAAUCGCGGCGUGGAGGAGUUUCGCAAGAUGAAUGAUUCAAGAAGUCCUCACGAAAUGUUGAAUACGUUGCUGGAAACUGUCAAAGUGAUCUCUUAUCCUGGCAGUUAUGACAAUGUCGACGGACCGGCGUUGGAGAAGGGCCGGUCGCCACUUACAAUUAAUGCUGAUGUGCUUGUCUCGUUGCUGUUGAUUGUUGUCAUUCGAUCUCAAAUCCGCCACCUCCAAGCAAGGCUGCUUUACAUGCAACAUUUCAUUUACAUCGACGAUGUUGACAGCGGGGAGAUGGGCUAUGCAUUGAGCACGUUCGAAGCAGUGCUCAUGUACCUUGUCACUGACUCUGCUGGUUUACGCCGUGCAAGUCAAAGAAACAGAAAACUAUGGCAAGCGACCAAAGCCGGCCGAAUCGCAGACAUGCGAAGCAUCCUCGAGCCCAACGAAGAUCAUCAGGCGACUGACGAAUCCACACCCUGUGUUCCAGAGCGAAAAGCUGUCCUUUUCAAAACAGAGGCGUCAUCUGAGUUGGAAGAGUCAUCACUUGAGCCUACAUCUAUGUACAGCAGCUCGGUCUUCACAAAUGGUCAUUCAGGCCCUGACGAUGCAGUUGAACCAGACGAGCCUCCUCUUGCGCAUGUGUUUCCCUUCCAGAAAUGGAGUGACAUAGCGGCGGCUCAAGAGGAUCAACGGCCUAUCAAACGGGUUUCUAUGAAUGUUCGUAGUAUGUCCAUGUCUUCGUGCGUGUCUUUCGUCUCCAGGACCCCCACUAUUGGAUCGAUGGCGAGCAAUAUUGAGGGGGAUUCCUCAUUAGAGACAUUGACCAAAACACAAGAUCCAGCAGGCGAUUCAAUACCUAUGAUGGCUGUAGAGAGUCGUCAGAUUGAGUCUCUGAAAUACCUCCUAAGCCUCGAAGAAUUCUAUCCCCUUGAGGAUAUCUUAGAAGACACUAACGCGAAUGGCACCACCCUUCUCAGCGCAGCCGUGCAGCUGGCUCAUCCCGAGAUCGUUGAGGUAUUGCUCGAUUUUCUAUCCCGCAGGUCAGACAGUCGGGUAGUGGCGCGGUAUCUCACCAAGUCCGAUAUACAUGGUCGAACAGUAGGCCAUUACUUGUUCAGCACCCCAUCUCUGCUGAGUCGGCUGGGAAGUAUGGUCCCUUGGCGACAACGUGACAAACACGGACAGACUCCGCUUUUUGCACUCUGUCGGUCCUAUGAUCAUGCGCAAUAUAAAGGGAUGGUUCUAGAGGCUUUGACAGCAGCCCAGAAAGCCCAAGGUAAUACGAUGCCGCUGCAGCUCGACGAUCAUGUGGAUGCGAAAGGAAAUACUCUUUUGCAUAUUGUGGGCGAUCCCGAUAUCACGACGAGGCUUCUUAAAGAGAGUGACUGUGAUCCAAAUGCCACAAACGACAAAAGAUUCACGCCGUUGAUGAUGGCUAGCAAGUACGGAAGGGUUGAUCAAGUUCGGGUCUUGUUUUUGGACCCGAGAGUCGACGUGCAUGUCAAAGAAGCUCGGGGAUUGACUGCAGUCGAGCUCGCCAAAGAUGAUGAUGUACGGAAUCGUAUCGACGACCUCAUUUUGCUCUCUCAACCACCUUCAGCGGUUGGCGAUCCCUCUGGGCGUGUCACUACCGUUGUUCGAUCUUUCUUUGUUGAAGACGCAACCGUGCGCUUCAUCCUCAAAUCUGGCGCUCCUUACUCUGCCUCUGAAAAAGUCGAACAAUCUCACCCUGGCUCAACCACGUACACAGUCACCACGUGUCGACGCAGUUUCAGUGAUUUUGAGAAUUUGGCAAAAUGGCUCGCUAUAGAACACCCUGCGUCCUACGUGCCCUCUCUUUCCGAUUUCCGCAACCCAUUCCAAAUUCACUCGAAGCCGUCCCGUUCGGUUCUACACGAUCUUCAAGAGAAGCUUGAUCGUUUCUUGAAGACUUUACUCAGUCAUCCCACGUUCUCGACCCACGAAAUGCUGUGGGAGUUCUUCUUGGUCCCUGAGCUACAUCCUGAAAUGAUGGCAGAUCGGUCGCGACGCAAGGCAGCCGUCUUGAACGAAACUAUUGCCGACGAGUACUCUCCAAUUACCCUCGAGGGAAUGCGGGAUACAGAACAGUUCGUGUCCCACGCGCAGGACAUGGUACGCGGCAUUCACGUCAACACUCGAAGCUUGCUUCGUCGCGGCCACUCCCUGCACAACAGUAGUUCGGAUCUAGCGGAUGCUGUGAUACUUUGCUCCGGUCUUCUGUCCACACUGAAACAUCCCACGAGCGCGCUCCCCAUCACCCACAUCGAGGCUUUCGCACGCUACGGUACUUGCCUCUCAACUUCGACCUCUGAUUCAUCCCCUCUGCUCCAAUUUAUCGCUGCUCUAACCUCAAUGGAUAACACCACCGCCGCCAUCCUGACCUCCCUCUCCCGCCCACUGACAUUGAUGUCCACAUUGACAGCCACCAAUCGUGGAAUCUCCCGCUCCCGAUCAUCCCUUCUCUCCAGCUCACUACCACGUAAAUUCAACCUCAAUCUCCCCGGCUUUGAAGAAUCAAGGCAAAAGUCUGUUCGGGACCUCGAGCAGAAGAUCCGAGAAGGCGAAUACCAAUCGUCCCGUCUCGCGAAAGAAAUCACCUGGAACAAAGACGUGGUCGUCAGUGAACUUGCUGGUUGGUCCACAUGGCGAGAACAAGUCGGUCGUGAUGCGAUCCGCGCCUUCGUUAAGGACACGUUGAUUCGAGAGAAAGAGCGGGGCAAACGGAUUGAAAGAUGCCUGCGCAUUGUCCGUGAGAUGAAGUCAUCAGACCAUGUCUUUGAGGGGCUGUGA
Molecule: messenger RNA, 3951 nt
Organism: Penicillium diatomitis
Lineage: Eukaryota; Fungi; Ascomycota; Eurotiomycetes; Eurotiales; Aspergillaceae
Product: putative VPS9 domain protein
Exons: 3
Coding region: 1-3951 (1316 amino acids)
Biological process (GO): early endosome to late endosome transport
Cellular component (GO): transport vesicle; tubular endosome; plasma membrane
Molecular function (GO): SNARE binding; guanyl-nucleotide exchange factor activity; phosphatidylinositol binding
Source: RefSeq, a predicted model, not a curated record